UAUCAUGUGAUCAGUAGCAGUCAAAAUGGCGGCUACCUUGUUUUCAAGGACUGCUGCUCGAUUGUCACAAUUGUUCGACAAACAGUUGCUUCAAACGCGAGUGCCCUUUGCUGUAAAUCGACUUGAGAACAAUUAUGGGAAUGGAAAUGACGAUGGUGUGCGCGCCAAAAGCAUUUGCACUUUGAGACAGUCAAUUUGGAAGCAAAAUGAACGAUGUGUUAUGCAAGGGAAUGUGGCCUCUGGUUCACCUUGUUCAUCGUCAACUCCUGGCGACCGUGAUGCUAUUUCAAAUGCUAAGCAUACUUCUAUGCAUUCUGUUUUUAGGUCAUGCGGUCUCGAUUCGCAGAAUGUUAAGCGGUACUUUCACUCUUCCCUUCGAAAGAGACAUAGGCACUUUUCAAAGGAAGUCAAAAGAGACUGUUGGAACUGCGGCAGAGAUACAAACCCGAGGACAGAGUUAUUCUUCUGUGAGUGUGGGGUUGUUCAGAAACCAGCCCAUGAACUCACAUUCUUUGACUUGAUGCAGAUGGAGCCAUCUUUUGAUGUCGAUUUGAUUGAACUUGGCAAAACUUUCAGAGAGACACAGAAAAAGCUACAUCCUGAUAAGUUUUCUAUAAAAUCAAAGGAAGAGCAGAUGUUGGCAGAACAGCAGUCCUCCCUCCUUAACAAGGCAUACAACACACUUCAGAAGUCUUUGAGUCGAGCUCUCUACAUACUGGAACUACAGGGCAUCACCAUCUCAGAAAGUGACAACUUCACAGAUCCAGAAUUCCUCAUGGAAGUCAUGGAUGUGAAUGAACAAAUAAGCAAUGCAAACAGCAUUAGUGAUGUGAACGAACUGAAUAGUAUAAAUGAUGGAAAAAUAGAAGAAUGUAUAACAGAAAUAUCUGCCCUUUUUAGAGAAAACCGCCUUUCAGAUGCAAAAAAUGCAACAAUGAAAUUGAGGUACUAUACAACGAUUCAAGAGAGAAUGAAGGAACUACAAAGACAGAGCUUGGGAUAGACCGUAAGGUUGCUUCAGAUGUUAGAGUCAAAUUCUCGCAAUUCUUUUUUUCACGGACUGAGACUGUAGGAAUAAAUUUCCAAGAGUUUGGUGAUGUUACAGAUGAGUGAUACUGUGAUUUUGUUUUUAUAUGACUUGGCUUGAGUAAUCUCAGAUCUGAUCAAUCUAAUUAUUAUAUGUAUACUUAUAAUAAACUGAUUCUCAAAAGAAAAUUUUGUGACUGUGA
Molecule: messenger RNA, 1229 nt
Organism: Aplysia californica (California sea hare)
Lineage: Eukaryota; Metazoa; Mollusca; Gastropoda; Aplysiida; Aplysiidae
Product: iron-sulfur cluster co-chaperone protein HscB
Exons: 2
Coding region: 26-1003 (325 amino acids)
Biological process (GO): [2Fe-2S] cluster assembly; protein complex oligomerization
Cellular component (GO): mitochondrion
Molecular function (GO): ATPase activator activity; protein-folding chaperone binding
Source: RefSeq, a predicted model, not a curated record